This is a messenger RNA of Scylla paramamosain (green mud crab), 4025 nucleotides long. RefSeq lists its product as uncharacterized. NCBI's taxonomy places the organism in Eukaryota, Metazoa, Arthropoda, Malacostraca, Decapoda, Portunidae. The transcript has 5 exons. The record is from RefSeq and is a predicted model, not a curated record. The coding region runs from base 166 to 2952 and encodes 928 amino acids.
CUUGUCGGUGUGUUGCGGUGUGUGUGUUUGGCAGGAAGGUGUUGCAAAGGUGUUUAUUGACUUGCUGGAUCUUCGUCCCCUCAAGAAGACUUACUGGUGUUGUGAGACGCUGAUGAUGGUGCACGUGGAGUGAAUACUUGCUGUAAUUCAUCCGAGACUGCUAGAAUGGCGGGACUUGCUGGGGUGUACGGAGGCCCCGCGAGGCACGUGAUGCACCAGUACCUCCUGCUGGCGACCCUCCUUAGACUGGUGACUGGACGCGACGCAAUGCACCAGGCAAACCUUCCAAAUAUCCCCAAAAUGACCACACGGGCGGACUUUCCUUAUGACUUCUGGGAGGACGAGGAAGAACCAUCCACUCAACCCACACAACCAACACGACUCACCUCCCCAACCAUCACCACAACUCAAGUCUCCUCCACGACCCCGGAUCCCAAUUACGACUAUUAUUUUGAGAGACACGACGGGUUUGGCAGCGACCCGUCCACGUGGAAAUUGCUGCCCAUUCAGAUUCCAGACGAUUUAGUGAGCAAUGCCAUCCUGCAAGAGGUGAGGACGUCCGCAGCGCCGACCUACGCCACGCCACCGACGCCACAGCAUAAGCAUUCCAGCGUUACACAACCUCCAAGAACCCUGCGGCCGGAAAGACUACACAGCGCUAGUACUGAUCAUGGAGGUUCUGUGCCUCAGGAGCAGAACUGGGACCCCCACAGCACUGAAACAGGCCCUAGAACCCCCAAGCCACAGAACUGGGACAGACAUGACACCGGGAACAGCCACACCAAUCUUAAAUCACAGCAAGAUUGGGAUAGGCAUGAUACAGGGACCAGCCACAGCAAUCCAGGGCCACAGCAAAACUGGGAUAGACAUGAUGCCAGCAAUAGCCACAGUAAUCCAGGACCACAGCGGAAUUGGGACAAACAUGAAACAGGGAGUAGCCACAGCAUUCCUGAACCACAGCUUUGGAACAGGGAUAGCAGUAAGAGUGGCCACAGCAACACAAAACCACAGCAACAAAUCUGGAGCCAUUACAGUAGUAAGAGUAACCACAGGAACCCUAACUCACAUAACCCACAGCAGAACUGGCAGGAACACAGCUCUGACACUGCCCACGGGACCCCUGCGCCACAGCACCACAGCUUGAACCACCACAGUUUACCUCACAACCCUCACUACAGCCCAGGACCCUCACAGCAUCUCCACUACAACUGGUCUCACACUACUGAUGGGUAUGACAUUCGUAACUACCAUGGAAACGACCCUGAGAACCCCCCAAACCACCAUAAAGACGACCCUCAGAGGUCAGACAACUACCACAACGACCCUUCUCAGUAUUCCAUGCCUCCAGGACCUUCACCCUGGAACCGGAAGCCCCCAGACGCCUCCUCAUGGCAGCAGAACAUAGUAGAAAGACUGAGCCAGCACCUACCGAAGCUACCGUCUCUGUCUCGUCUUCGUAUCCCUGGACUGAGCAGCCUCACGUCUUUCUCCCUCCCUAAGUGGGGCUUUGGGGAGCCUGGACAUCAGCCUCAAGAUCCAGGCUACCCGAUGGUGACUAGAGGGGAUUACGUACAUAAGUUCUAUCAUUUAGUCCCGGAGAAUGACCCACUGGACCAUCUGAAUAGUAACAGAGACAGGAACAGCAGGCCACUUUACACCUACCCACCUCAUCAGAGACACAAGCAGCACGACAGCACAUUGGAACACACCCAAGACAACGACAACAAAUACCAGACCCAUCAUCACAGCAACACUGACCGCACGGACGACCGCUACACGAGUCAGGGACUUACGGACACUACCCUACAGCACACUAACGACCCUCAGGUGAACCAAUACGAGGCGUACACUUCAUACACUCAACACACGUCACGGUUCCCUCAGCGCACACGACCUGAUCCCAGACGACCCUUCCAGGAGCCUCAAAGGAUUCUUAAACUCCCACAACGUCAGGAACAUGAGAUUUCAGGGCAGCAAUACAGUCCAGACAGACAGAGUUGGACGUGGGAGGUUCACGACACGCCCACACUUUCACACCCACACAGCGAUCCUUACAACAGACGACCGAGUGCUCAUAACUGGAUCGACACCGGCAUUCCAGGUAGCUAUGACCCUUCCAGUACUAAUCAUAAGGACCUCUACGCCCCAAACACGUACUCAAGUCACCCACAGGAGGUUUACGGCUACACUCCAAGCUACGGGCAACCACAGCACCAUCCCCAGCACCACUAUCAGCACCUCCAGCACUCCCAGCAAGCACUCAGUAAUCCCUGGUACCCUGAAAGUCAGUUUCAGCAAGACUACAACGCUGGAUUCAACACAAAUUUCCAUGACCAUAUUCUUGAACCUCUCAGUAAUUUACUAAGCAAACCAUCGCCUUUGUCCAUCAUUGACUCGUCUCCAUACCAGCAAAGCAUUAUAGAAAGACUGACUGGUGUGGAUACUUCCUCUACCUCGUCUUUUGUCUUCCCCGGAGGCGCGUUGGUGCUUGGACUGGCUUUAGCUCUCUUCUAUUUCAACUUUGUGUGGUACCCGACCCCUGUGGUCACUGCCAAGAUUUACAAGAUGCUCUCCCAGUCUGUCUCUGGUGGGGAGCUCACCGAGGGGCAGGAACGCACCGUUGGGGAGGUGUACAGAGUGUUCCGUGGCCUGGAGGCGGAAUACAAGCACGACCCCUCCAUCUGGUCCGCCUCCUGCAGGACCAGAGUUGUGUGUCAGGUGCACCAGGAGCUCCCGGGCCUGUGGAAGGUGACGCAAGCCUACGCAGCCCUCGUCAAAUCAAGCCUCGCGCCGGGACCUAAGGGGGACAUCGACCUCAGCGGGUACCAGGAGGCGGCCCGGCGCGGCUCAGAGGGCGAGGACUGCGAGGAACACUACCAUGAAUGUCCCCUCAACACAGUCCCGCUAAAAGCCACGUUGAGGAGACUACUGGUGCUGCUCCAGCCCGUCUGAACCCCGUCUGUUAGUCCUCCCUGGCACUGAUAAGACCUGUCUGAACCACCCUGCUCUCUCUGAGAAUAUUUAGAUCUGACUGAAAUCCUCACUUCCCUGGCACUGUUUAGACUUCCCUGAACCGUCCUCACCUGUCUGAACUGUCCUCCAGUGGCUGAUAAUACAAAGGAACUCAAAAGAAGACAAAGGAGCAGCACUAGAUCUUUUUACUCCUAAUAGACUGUUUGCUGAUCUAUCAAUAUCUACAUAAUCAGUGACUACACUAAUAACACAAAGAAAGAACAAACAGCAGCAGAACUUUUUAACUCUUACAAGACUGUUGCACUGUAUCUCGUAACACAAAGAAACACAAAAGAAAAAAACAAGCCGCAAGAUAUCCACUAUAACGAUGCUGUUUGUUACAUUUAUAUCUCGUAACACAAAGGAACACAAACGAAAAAUAAAACGUCACCUAGACGAGGCUGUUAGUAAUUAACGACUUACUAAAUUUGUAUGCAAACUGACUGAUUUCGUAAUGAUGCUGUGACUAGACUUGGACUUGGAAAUGAAUGUACGAGUGACUUGAAGGCGCCACAGCAACGGGGUCAUAACGCGCCGAUGCCCAAGCGAAGGGUCACAUGAUCAGAAACUUCAAGGAGGCAAAAUGUAUGGAAAUCGUGUUAUUUGCUAUUUAUUUACGAACGCAACGAUAAAUGCCUGUUCUUAUUUAUUUAUUUGCUUCUGUAUUUAUUUAGUAAUUUCCCUCUCUCUUAAAGGUCCGUAGGAAAAGACCAGAAUUAUAAUUUAAUAUGUUCUGUUUUUCGUUUAUUUAUUUAUUCGCUUAAGCAUUUACUUCUUUAUUUAUUUAUUUGCCUGCCUAUCUACUUAUUUCUAUCUUUCACAAGUAUUAUACUACUUGAGAGUUAUAUUAUAUUACAGUGUUAUAGUAUACUUGAGUGUGCGUGCCUUCACUUCUCUGUAUAUAAAUUAUAACCACCUGUACAUAUACAUACAUUUAUACAUACUAACUUAUAUGUGAUUAAGUUAUUCUGAAAACCAGAUAAAAAUAAUAAAUAAAUACAAGAUGUACAUAA